Ostrea edulis (European flat oyster) is the source of this 808-nucleotide messenger RNA. RefSeq names its product complement C1q-like protein 2. The coding region runs from base 67 to 744 and encodes 225 amino acids. The transcript has 3 exons. The record is from RefSeq and is a predicted model, not a curated record. NCBI's taxonomy places the organism in Eukaryota, Metazoa, Mollusca, Bivalvia, Ostreida, Ostreidae. Gene Ontology annotation, molecular function: protein binding.
GAUAAUGACCUUCUGGUGAACGUGACACAAUUUGAAUUUAACACAACAUAUCCUCUAAACACUGGUAUGUUAGAACCAAAGCACACACUAUUUCUGUUCUGGAUUUGUGCGCUGCAACAAGGAUUGUCAGAACUCCAUCCCGGUGAUGAUUUAUCCAAUGAAUCACUGCGGCGGGAAUUGUUAGCGCUGAGAAAUGAGGUCAGUCAGCUCCGCCAGGAAGUGAGACAGAACGGUGGGGGUAGAUUUCUACAGAAAAAUGAAACUCAUAGUGAGACGCCGUUUGAAGACAGAUCUCGAAGACUGUUGCUGCCCUUGCCGAUGACGACUUCCGGUACUGCUAACAACUCGUACAGAAUUGCGUUCUCUGCCGAUAGUCCCACGGAUUAUAGCAACCUUGCCGUGCAUCAAACUCUGGCUUUUGGACACGUCAUCUCUAACGUGGGUAACUUUUACCAUCAUUCUACGGGGAUAUUCAACCCCAACGUGUCUGGGGUGUACGUUUUUGAUGUACACAUACUGCAAUGCAUAUCGGGGCAUGACGUACAUACAGAACUGGUCGUGGAAGGCGUCCGUAAAGGCGGAACCUAUGCCGGGGGAUCUUCAACUUGCGCUUAUGGAGGGCAGUUAACUAUCGUUCACGUUAAUGCAGGGGAUUCUGUUUGGGUUCGACUUUCAGCAUCAGACGGGCAUAACUCUUUUGGGUGGGAGACGAGUUUUUCUGGCUAUUUGCUGUUUGAGGAUUAAAAAGGAUUCCAAGCAUUCAACAUCUUUUACCAAAAGUGACAUUAAAACUGGAGAUAAUUAUUAA